CGCGUGUCAGCCACUCGCUCGCGAGCCGCUCGCCAUGCAACACCUCCUGUUAGUGCCUCUCCUCUUCAUUUUGAGGACGGAGGGUGCCGUGGAAGUCUUCCGUACCGACCUGUUUCCCGAACAACUGGAACAGCAGCAGAUUCAAUUCAAGCAGAUCGCCCUCCAGCAGCAGCUGCAGAACAUCCAGCGUCUGUUGCAAGUAGCAGCUCCGGCGGCUCAGCAGGACCUGCUCCGUCAGCAGCAGCAGAUAAAUUCGGAGAUGAGCCAAAUGCAGCAGAAACUUUUGAUUUUACAACAGCGGAUACAAGAACAGCUCGGCGGAAGGGUGACUUUUAUCACAAUACCAGAAAACAACGAUGGAGUGGAAGUGAGGAUUGUGAAUCGGUUAGAUAAUCCACCAGUGCCAGAAGAAACCCAAGAUGUAGAAAAGCAACUCUUCACACCUCGACCACAACAAAGCUUCCAGCAAGAGCAAAGGCCAUCCAGUCAAUUCCAACAGCAGCAAACACCUCAGAAUCAGUUCCAGCAGCAGGGAAUACCUCAGAAUCAAUUUCAACAGCAACAACGGCCUCAAAAUCAACCCCAACAGCCAAGACCUCAGAAUCAGUUCCAACAACAGCAGAACCAAAGACCUCCCAUACAAAAUCCACAGAACCAAAAUGUUAAUUUUCAAGUCCCACAGAACCAAGCACCAAACUUUCAACAGCAACAACCCCAACAACAGCCUCAGAGACCCAUACAAAAUCCGCAACCUCAGCCUCAACCACAACCUCAGCUUCCCUCAGAUGAACCAACUCUACCUUGCUCAACCCUCUCUGGUGAAGCUGGUUUCUGCAGACCUCUUAUCAAGUGCUUGUCUUUUUACGCUGAAUUGCCGGAACUCAAGAAACAACCUUGUAAGCUGGGCGAAGGAGGGCUUGGCGUCUGCUGUCCUCGAAGGAUGAGACCUACAGGGGGCCCUAGCAAGAAUAAUGGCGUGCUGCGGCCGCCACCGCCUCCACCCGUGGUCAUCCCCCCUUUCACACCUCAGCAGUUAAACCAGGCCGCCCAGGUAGCGCUCCAGCGACUCCAAGAAAGAUUGAACUUCGUGGCGGCACUGUUCAGCGGAGGGGUGGUAGUGAACCCGAGCUCCGCUGCCGCCGCUCACCAAGAGUUCUUCCCUGUCUCCAACAAUACUCUCCAGCGGGGCGAGACCGCGCAGAAGAACGUGGAGGCCAGCGUGGAUCUCGUCAAUGAGUUCAACCUGAGCCCAGAUCAAGGAAAGUUCGCCCUGCCGACGUUCAGCGUGUUGAACACCGUGAUCGCGGACACUUGUCCUCGGCCGUCGUCUUGCCAGUCGACCAAGUACCGCACCCCUGACGGGUCUUGCAACAACCUCCAGCACGACCAGUGGGGCCGAGCAGGCGUCGCGCUCCAGCGAAUUCUGCCGCCUAAAUACGAUGACGGAGUAAAUGCUCCCAGGAAGACUAUCUCUAAUGGCCAAGAGUUACCCAGUGCUCGGGCCAUCUCUACCAGAGUGGCUCAGGAUGCUGACAACCCUUCCAACAACUACACCCUCAUGGUGAUGCAGUGGGGGCAGUUCCUCGACCAUGAUCUUACCCACACACCCAUCAACUUUGGUCAGUCAGGCAGUGGGAUCUCCUGCUGCAGAGAGGGAGUUCCUUUGGAACCAAACCUCCGGCACCCAGAUUGCUUCCACAUUGACAUUCCUCGAACUGACAAGAUCUUCUCUCCCUUUGGAGAGCGAUGUAUGGAGUUUGUACGAUCUCUCCCUGCCCCACGCCCCGAGUGUAAUUUUGGACCCAGAGAACAGAUGAAUCAAAUAACAGGAUACUUGGAUGGAUCCAACAUUUAUGGCUCAAAUAUCAACGCUCAGCGAAAUCUUCGAGAAUUCAGAGGAGGCCGACUUCGUAUCCAGAAUGUUGAGGGCAAACAAAUGUUGCCACCAAAUGUCAAUGAAUGUCGAAGUCAGGACCAGAGAUUCUCUUGUUUUCUGGCUGGGGACGGCAGAGUGAACGAGCAAGUGAACCUGGCACUAACACACACUGUGUGGAUGCGGGAACACAACCGAGUAGCUGGAGAGCUUUCCAGGAUACAUCCAGACUGGAGUGAUGAGGCCCUCUUCCAGGAGGCACGCAGGAUUGUUGUGGCAGAGAUACAGCAUAUCACGUACAACGAGUUCUUACCGAUUAUCUUAGGAAGAACCUACAUGGACAAAUUCCAGCUCUCCCCGAAGGAAAGUGGUUGGACCCGACUCUACGAUCCAGAACUGAAUGGAGGGAUCACAAAUGUGUUCGCAACUGCAGCCUUCAGAUUUGGCCACAGCCUCAUUCAAGGCAACUUCCAUGGCUAUGGCAGGUUUGGUAACGUGAGGGAAAACCUUCAGCUCAGCAAACAUCACUUCUCACCCUUUGUUCUGUACAAAGAUGGGGCUGUGGACGACAUGAUCCGAGGAUUAGCAUCCCAGAGCUCCCAAAAGUUCGACAGAUUCUUCACCAAUGAGGUGACAGACCAUCUGUUCCAAGGUGAUCUUGACCUUGGCCUUGACCUGGUGGCCCUCAACAUCCAGAGGGGCAGAGACCACGGACUGCCACCCUAUAAUGACUGGAAGGAAGUCUGUGGAAUGAAGAAGGCCAAGGAUUGGAGAGAACUUAUUGACGUCAUGGAGCCUCAGAGUAUAAACCAAUUGGCAGCUGUGUACCCAACAGUAGAUGAGGUAGAUCUGUUCAUUGGGGCAGUGUCAGAGAAACCUUUGGAGGGUGCAAUGCUGGGGCCCACUUUUGUCUGUCUGGUGGGUGACCAGUUCGCUAGACUACGGCGUGGCGAUAGAUUUUUCUAUGAAGAAAGUAACCAACCCUCAACAUUUUCUAAAGAUCAGCUGGAGCAGUUGCGGAAAGCAAGUUUGGCCAGGAUACUGUGUGACAACUCGGAUGAUAUUGCUCUCAUCCAGCCUCUCGCCUUCAUUCAGCCUUCCUUUCUAAACCAAAGAGUAUCCUGCUCCAGCGAGGCUAUACCAAGAGUGCAGCUGCAUCCCUGGGCCCAGGAAAGACCAGCUGCUUAAGAAUCAUUCACACAAGUAACACUUUCGAAGACUGCAUUAUGACAGAAAAAUCCAUUCAUUUCAUACUAAUGCAAAAAAUGUAUUUUUAUUUAUUUAAAAUAAUCUUAGAGUAAUUUACCAAGGAAAUUACUUGUGCUUUGUUCGUUUUGUCCCUAAAGUUAUUGUAAUGAAUUACAAUAUCUCUAAAUCUUCAA
Molecule: messenger RNA, 3255 nt
Organism: Homalodisca vitripennis (glassy-winged sharpshooter)
Lineage: Eukaryota; Metazoa; Arthropoda; Insecta; Hemiptera; Cicadellidae
Product: peroxidase-like
Exons: 13
Coding region: 35-3061 (1008 amino acids)
Biological process (GO): response to oxidative stress
Molecular function (GO): heme binding; peroxidase activity
Source: RefSeq, a predicted model, not a curated record